Molecule: messenger RNA, 936 nt
Organism: Closterium sp. NIES-65
Lineage: Eukaryota; Viridiplantae; Streptophyta; Zygnematophyceae; Desmidiales; Closteriaceae
Source: the annotation of a GenBank genome assembly
AUGCUAAGUGGAAAACCCUUAUCGCUCCUCCUCUCUCUCCCAUCGUCUUUCUCCCUCCCCUUGCCCCUACCGUUUGCCCUCCCCUCGCCCCUCCUGUUCGCCCCGCCCCUUGACAUCCCUCAGCCUCGGUUUGUGAGUGUGGAGUCUGGGUGCAAGGCACUGCUGUUUGAGAAAAAACGUUUUUUUUUUUUUUUCCUUUGUCCCUCGUCUUGUCCCUCCCCUUCCCUCUCAGCCUCGGUUUGCGCUGCUGUUCGUGAGAAUGCUCAGUGCAAUUUCCAAUCACGUCUCCUCUCCCUCCGCUCGUCUUUCUCCCUCCACUCGUCUUUUCUCCCUCCCCUUGCCCCUACCAUUCGCCCGCCCCUUGACGUCCCUCAGCCUCGGUUCGUGAGUGUGGAGUCUGGGUGCAAGGCACUGCUGUUCGUGAGGAUUAGAGAGGAUGCCAGGAAGGGGGGGAAGGGAGAGAAGGGAGGAAAGCAGUUGGAGGAGGGAGAGGAGAAGGAGGAGGAGGGUGAGAAGGAGGAGGUGGGGAAGACGGAGGAAGGGGAAAAGGAGGAGGAGAAGGGUGAAGGAGACAAGGAGGGGAAGGAGGGGAUAAGGCCGGGGAAAAGGAGCAGGAGAAAGAGCAGGAGGGAAGAGGUACAGGAGGAGGAGAGAAGGAACCGGAGAAGGAGGGACAGGGAGAGGGAGGGGGAGAAAGGGAGGCAGGGGGAGAGCAGGGAAGGGUGUCGCCGUGUGAGUUGGCAGAGGCGGGUGGUGGGGCAGGGGUGUGGGGCAGUGGUGGGGGCAGUGGGUGUGAGGCAGUGGGUGUGGGGCAGUGGGUGUGGGGCAGUGGGUGUGGGGCAGGGGAGUGAGGCAGUGGGUGGGGGGCAGUGGUCUGUGGGGCAGUGGGUGUGGGGCAGUGGGUGUGGGGCAGUGGGUGUGGGGCAGUGGGUGUGA